GUUUAUUUAGUACCUAUUGAUGUAUUCAGCGUAGGUAGAAGACGGAAACCCGUCCGUCAUCGGAUAUGCACAUAUCUCCGUCCGGCCUAUACAACCCUACAUUGGCGACAGCAGGAUGGAUACCUAUGCCCCCCUACCUCCAAAUCCCUUAGUUCGUAGCCGUCAUGAGACAAUACCAUCCUCUCAUGGUGUACAGGAACUAGGUAUAUAAUAAUAGACUGGGAACCCCGUGCCCUUUCCACCUACCCAGUCACGCCGUCAAUCUCACGUAUCACUGCUGCUCUCGGAUUUAGGGAACCCUCCUUUUCCCUUCGUCCCUCCUCAGCAGAGCUCGAGUGGAAUCCUGCAUGAUGAGCGGCGAGGCGUCGUAUACGGAUGAGGAGUGGGGGGAUAUCUCGCGAGGUCUCCCUAGCGAGAAUGAUCCCUUUGUGCAGAAAUACGUCCAGGGCCGCGAGGCCCUCAUCGCGCAGGAGAACAAGGAUCGCAGCGACGCCUCGUUCAAGCAGAACCUCUCCCCCAUCGCGAGGCGCGCCUGCGACGUCGUGGCGCGCAUCCGGGAGGAGGAGAAGAACACGGUGUGGACGCCGCAGCUGGAGGACUCGCUCGCCCAGGCGGCCGGCAGCCUGACGGUGCACCCGGGCAUGAUGUUCUCCCUGUCCAAGGAGCGCAUGGAGAGCACGAAGCUGUGGCGGAUCGUGCGGCGGAUGCCCAAGGGCGCCCUGCUGCACGCCCACCUCGACGCCAUGGUCGACUUCGACUACCUGCUCGACGUCCUCUUCGCGACGCCCGGCAUGCACCUGGCCGCCGACCGCCCGCUGACGUCGGCCCAGGCCAGGGAGGACGCCGUGCUGUCGUUUCGCUUCUUCCGGCAGCCGCGCACCGACGGCGACAUCUGGAGCGCGGACUACCAAGCGGGCACGCAUAUCCUCCUCACCCAGCUCGCCGAAACCUUCCCCGACGGGGGCAAGGCCGGCCUCGUCAAGUGGCUCUACGGAAGGUGCACGUUAUCGCGGACGGACGCCGUCGCCCAGCACCACGGGGUCGAUCACAUCUGGCUCAAGUUCUACAAAUGCUUCCGGGUCAUCAACUCUCUACUCCACUACGAGCCCAUCUUCCGGCUGUUCCUGCGGCGGCUGAUGAGCCUGCUCAAGGCCGACGGCAUCAACUGGUGCGAGCUGCGCUUCUCCUGGUUGCUCGACUACUACCGGCAGGACAGCGAGACGCCCGAGGCCGACUACACGGCGAUGCUGACGGCCAUCGACGAGGAGGUGGCGAGGUUCCAGGCGUCGGCCGAGGGGCACGGGUUCUGGGGCCUGCGCAUGAUAUGGGCCACGCUGCGGGCCUCGCCGACGCGCACCAUCGUGCAGAACAUGGAGCACUGCAUCACGGCCAAGAUCACGCACCCGCACCUGAUCGCGGGGUACGACCUGGUGGGCCAGGAGGACGCCGGGCGGCCGCUGCGCGACCUGCUGCCCGAGCUCUUCUGGUUCCGCAAGCAGUGCGCCGACGAGGGCCUCAACGUACCCUUCUUCUUCCACGCCGGCGAGUGCCUCGGGUCGGGCAGCGCCACCGACCACAACCUCUUCGACGCCAUCCUCCUCGGCACCCGCCGCAUCGGCCACGGCUUCAGCCUCUACAAGCACCCGCUCCUGAUCGACCUCGUCAAGGAGAAGAGGAUCCUGGUGGAGAGCUGCCCGAUCUCGAACGAGGUCCUCCGCCUCUGCGGCUCCGUCAUGAGCCACCCGCUGCCCGCCCUGCUCGCGCGCGGCGUGCCGUGCUGCCUGUGCAAUGACGAUCCCGCGAUCCUCGGCCAGGACACCGCCGGCUGCACGCACGACUUCUGGCAGGCGCUGCAGGGCUGGGAGAAUCUAGGACUAGCGGGGCUAGGGAGCCUCGCCGAGAACAGCAUCCGCUGGGCGGCAUUCGAGGACCAGACGUCGGAGGAAUGGAGCAGAGGCAUCAAGGAGGCGAGCGUGGGGAGCGGGGCCAAGGCGCAGAGGUUGAAGGAAUGGGAGGUCGAAUGGGAGAAGUUCUGCUUGUGGAUUGUGGACGAAUUCGCCGAUGAGUGAGCAGUCGAGAAGAAAAAAAAAGGGGGGGGGGGGGAGAAGUCCUAGUGGGGAAUGUGGAUUAUAGCCAUGUACCACAUUCCCGUAGCGGACCGAUGGGCACAUCCCCGAGAGGAACCACUGGCGGAAUUGCUACUCACCUGGUAUCGUCGACCCAAGUACGGUUCAACCCGAAUUAAUAAAAAAAAAGAAAUCUUGGUUUUGCAUU
Durotheca rogersii is the source of this 2274-nucleotide messenger RNA. Its product is annotated as Metallo-dependent hydrolase. Lineage: Eukaryota; Fungi; Ascomycota; Sordariomycetes; Xylariales; Xylariaceae. The transcript has 2 exons. Gene Ontology annotation, biological process: inosine biosynthetic process; adenosine catabolic process. Gene Ontology annotation, molecular function: adenosine deaminase activity. The coding region runs from base 348 to 2069 and encodes 573 amino acids. The record is from RefSeq and is a predicted model, not a curated record.